Messenger RNA from Cladocopium goreaui, 465 nucleotides. The record is from the annotation of a GenBank genome assembly. NCBI's taxonomy places the organism in Eukaryota, Dinophyceae, Suessiales, Symbiodiniaceae.
AUGACGCUCAGCCGAAGCGUAUCCUCGGGACCGACCACGUCCACGUCGGCCCGGACAGCUUCGCGGGUGGUCUCUGCUCCUGCGGCGCGCACCGUGGUCUCCGCUUCCCGUGUGGUGCAGAGCCCUGCUUCGAGCCCACGGGUCGUGCAGCGCGGCCUCGCCAAGGUGAUCACGGAGCGGCCGCGCAGUGCGGCGCCGAGGACGCGCUUAGUGGCUCGCAAUGACGGCGCCACCAACGGCGCCACAACCGGUGCCGUGGACUCGGUGUCUCGGAGCUCGGGGAUGGGAUGGGUUGAAGGGAACAAGGUGGUGCCCCAGUUACUUGGAAGAUCUUGGAACCCGUGUUGGGAUUAUUUGCGACUUAGCAGGGAUUUUAACUAUGAAAAUAUAGUAAAAUAUAGGGAUUUAAGUGGAUAUAAUCCGCUUUGUAACUGGUUAGCAACUGGGAUUAUAACCUACAUAUAA